AUGCGCCGAGCCGCCGCGUCCGAGGCGCGGGCUGCAGCAGCAGAGGCUCGCGCCACGGCCGCAGAGGCACGGGCUGCUGCUGCGAGCGCCGCCGCCGGCUCGACGCCACCGGCGGAUUGCACGUCGCCCGGGCUCGGCAAGCCGGACAAUACCGAGACGAACCGGAAGCUCGAGGCGGCGCUGCAGCGCGUCGCCAACGAGCGGAAGGAGGUGAUGCUGUCGCUGGCGAACGACGUGAUGAUGUGCACCAACCGCAAGACGUGCUGGUGGAACGGCGGCAAUGCCUUCUGCACGAAGAGAGGCGACGCGCCUUCGCUGCGGCUCGAGCUGCCCGUGCCGAGCGCGCAGCAGAACUCGCGCGGCGCAGACGUUGUCGAUCUCGACCUCGUCUUCCUCAAGGAGCCUCUGCCGCGACGGCCACGGAAGGCAGAGACUGAGCUCGAGGGAUGGGCGUCCACCGACGGCUUCUCCAAGUCCUGGGCCGGGGGGCAGAUCAGCUCGGUCCACGAGCCAAAGAUGGGCUGGGGCGGCGGAGGGCUCUACGUGCAGCACUUCACCCUCAACGUCGGCUGCGCCUUCCUCCGGCCCACGCCACGCGCGGUGCUGCUGCUGGAGCGAGUGGCGGAUCAGCUCUCAAAGGCGGCGGCGUGGGACCAGCAAGUCUUCAACUCGGAGGCCUUCAUGCUCUCGCACGGGUCGUACAACGGCUCGGGCGUAGCGGUGCGGGUGAUGCAGUACGACCAGUUCAUGAACUCAAAGGUGUUCUUCUUCUCGGAGCGGCGCCGCUUCUUUCCGGGCAGGUUGACGGCAGAGGCCGACUGGCCCGUGAUGGUGCACUUCAACUACCACCCCGACAAGCACAAGCGGAUGCUCUGCGUUUGGGAGAGGUACGUCGGCGGAAAGCCAGACGCUUGCGACAGCCUGCCUCAGGCCGGGUGAUUUCGUGCCAGGGCCUGCGUGUGGCCAGCCGUGGGCGCUGGCUGGAGAGAGUCGAUAUGAAAACUAUUACCGC
Messenger RNA from Emiliania huxleyi CCMP1516, 1012 nucleotides. RefSeq lists its product as hypothetical. Gene Ontology annotation, biological process: root hair cell development. Gene Ontology annotation, molecular function: glycosyltransferase activity. The transcript is spliced from 7 exons. The record is from RefSeq and is a predicted model, not a curated record. The coding region runs from base 1 to 939 and encodes 312 amino acids. NCBI's taxonomy places the organism in Eukaryota, Haptophyta, Isochrysidales, Noelaerhabdaceae.